Perca fluviatilis (European perch) is the source of this 2523-nucleotide messenger RNA. RefSeq names its product RB-associated KRAB zinc finger protein-like. The transcript has 5 exons. Gene Ontology annotation, molecular function: chromatin insulator sequence binding. Gene Ontology annotation, cellular component: chromosome. Gene Ontology annotation, biological process: regulation of transcription by RNA polymerase II. The record is from RefSeq and is a predicted model, not a curated record. Bases 238 to 2376 code for a protein of 712 amino acids. Lineage: Eukaryota; Metazoa; Chordata; Actinopteri; Perciformes; Percidae.
CGCCUGACAACAAACCGUGCGUACCUAUCCGUAAAAUCCCGCCCAUUCAGUCGCCACCACACUACUGUAGCAAUCUAUGUGUAGCAACAACGGUUAGCUAAAUUAGCUUAGCGCUGUUGUUGAGGUUGGAAGAUAAUAGUUAAAAGUUAAUCCGUCCGUAUUCUUUAUGAGCAUUACAAAACGCGGUCUGACAACGGUAACAGAGCUGUAACGUUAGGGGUAGAACUUAAAUCCAGGAUGUGCUCCGUUGUCGGAUGUGAUUCGGGGCGUCGCAGUGCGCAACGGUUUAAGUUACCGGAGGACCCAGAGAGGAGACUGGAGUGGGUUCAGUUUCUCGCUACAGUCAACAUGCAGCGGUUUAAAGAAGCGUCCUGGACAGACAUUAGAAUUUGUAGCGAACACUUUAAAGGCGACUGUUUUAACAACAUGUCACCGAGCCAUUCAGGUUUUACUGACAAGGACCAGCUAACGUUAAAUCCCAAUGCUGUCCCAUCACUGUGUCUCAAGUCCGAGUCAGAGGAACCUGAGACACAUCUGCAGAGCCCAACAUGUGUGGAGCCUGAGGAAACCACAGAAGUUGCUUAUCAGCAUGAUCAACUUAAAACAUGUGAUGGCCCAACUUCCUUUCCUGAAGAAUCAAGACUGACUUCAACGGCUUCUGAAGGAAGCCCAGUCCCAAGAGGUGUCUCAUCCUCAACUGAUUCCUCAGAUGGUUUUUUUAUAUCCAUAUAUCGUCAGCUGCAACCAACAAAUACGAAUUUGGAUUUGAUGAAAGAAAAAGCAUCACUUCUGCAGACGAAAGGGAAGUAUGUCGUUAAUGAAAAACGCCUCCUCCAGUUGUUCAGCCACAAGUGCCCGUCAUGUGGUUCUAAAGUAAAGAUGGAGAAGGUCACCCAUGGGGUGCUCAUCAUCUUGAACCAACAGUGCCUUCAGUGUGACUACAGAAACCAAUGGAAAAGCCAAGUCACUACCAGUGUCCCAACAGCUGAAGACCAAUGCCUGACAGAAGUAGUAGAAGUAGACCUAACUCCAGAGACCCAACAGGCAGUGUCAACAGAUGACAACCCCAGCACUAUCGCAGGAGUCCCUGAGAUUGUUGCUGUUAUUGAUGACAAAAGUGAUGCCAUGGCUGAAUCAGGGGAAUCGAGUAAUCAGGGUGACAUGGAUUCAGACGAGGAUUGGAAGCCAAAGAAUUUGGUGCUGGCUAAAAUGCUCAAAAAUACCCAUGAUGACAAAACUAAAGAGAAAGAAGAUUAUGCUUUUCCUCCACUUGUCCCCAAACAAGGUCAGCUCUGCACAGAGUGUGGAAAGUUUUUUAAUAAACAGAGGCCUCACACAUGUGAGCACAAAAUUAAACCCUAUUCUUGCAAUAUUUGUGGUAAGAGAUGUGUUAGCAAGUUCACGCUAAAUACUCACAGCAGAAUCCACAGUGAAAACUAUGAGCAUCGGUGCAAAUACUGCCACGUUACAUUCAAAACAAAGGUGGACAAGAUCAGUCACGAGCAGAUCCACCUAACUGAAGGAAAGCCCUAUAAAUGUCCCGAAUGUUCAGAGACAUUUGCCAAAAAUAAGGAACGCAGAAUCCACCUGGAGGAUCACAGAGGCCCCCCACAGUUGAAGUGUUACUUCUGUGGGAUUGAAUUCCUCUGGCCACUUAAUCUCCAGAGACACUUGGCGGUGCACACAGGAGAGAAGCCGUUCAAGUGUUCAGUGUGCCAACGUGGCUUCAGCCAGCCAAGCCACCUGAAAUCCCACAUGCGUCUGCACACAGGGGAGAGGCCUUUUAAAUGUCAGCACUGUGACAAAAGCUUCAAUCACAACGUGAGCUUGAAGAGUCACGUCCAGCGUUACCACCCAUCGAGCUCUGAACGUGAACAGAAUAUAGAAAAGAUAAACGAAAGGGCAAGUGACGCUGGCGAUGUUCAGGAUAAUGGAAGUAACGGAGGUGCAGUAUCAGGACUUGACAAUGUAGAGGAAGAAGGCGACACGGAAGAGGAGGAGGGAAUAUAUAGACCUAAAAAAAAAAGGAAAAGCACAGGUAGGCCCAUAGGAAGGCCUAAGAGCUAUGAAUCGCGCAACCUCGUAGAAGGCAAGUGUUCAAACACCAAGACUGGAAAUCUACAAGAAUGCAGCGAUGAAGAAAGUCAGUUAGAGCCGAGGUACCGUGACGCAUCCUUUGAUCCAGCAGAAGAGGAAGAGGAGAGCAGCAAGAAGGCGAUAAAGGCCGCCGCGAGAUCGAGGGGAAGAGCGAAACAUCCUGAUAGUGACUCCGAUUUUGAUCCUGAAGAAAAAAAGACAAAGAGGUACAGCAGCCAGAGCAGUGGUAACAGCUCUGGGAAGCGUAGGGGAAGACCAAGGAAAAAUCUUAAAGAAUAGGGUUAAAAUGAACAGAGCUAAGGAAUUAAUUUGGUCUAUGCCAGGGUUUGGCUGUAUACUCAAUUCUGAUUGGCUUCAGGUUGUCCAUUAACCCUUGUGUUGUUCUUCGGGUCCCAGUGACCCGAAGGACAACACAAGGGUUAUGUA